AGACGUCACAAGGUGGCGCCAUACUGAACUACCCUGCCACAGGAAAGCGGCAUCCGUGACAGACGUGAACGAGAGCUGUAAAAAGUGCUUUGUCGUCGUUUUAUUGUGUCGCCGCGUCAUAAGCGUCAGAAGAAAUUAAAAAUACUCGGUGGAUGUUGUGUCAGAUGUUCUCGGACAUCCAAACAGGUGUAUAUGUGCCUUACGGCAUGGACACUCUUUGGAAAAGUGUCCCCAACCUGCAGGUGACGAGAGCACUAAAUCAGAGCUCUAUGCUGACAAGAGAGGUUAGAUGCACUGGUUUCAUGACUUCAGGAGAACACGAUGAUCGAACUGCGCCAACAUUUCGCAACCGUAAAGGCAAAGGCUCCAAUAAGGGCCGGUAUGACCGCGCCCGCAGGGACCGCCAGCGUGGGGGCCACGGUGGAGGCUUCGGUGGUCCUGGACCACGGUCUAGACUCGAAGAUCCGGAUGGAGACGUAACGAUGAACGACGGCUCUCAGGACAACAGCAGCCAGAACAGAUUCAACCCAUAUGGAAGGGCUUUUCGAAAAGGAGAUGGGCGCUUUGACAGAGACAGGCGUCAGGGCAAAGGUGGAGGUGGUAGAGGAGGCUUUAGAGGAAACAGGGGUGGAGGAGGCGGUGGUGGGAGUGCAAACCGUUCCGGCUGGUACAAAGUAACCAUCCCUCAUGGGAAAAAUUACGACAAGAAAUGGUUAUUGACGGCUCUUCAGAACAUCUGCGCAGUACGCUACACACCCGUUCAGUACCACGUGGACCAUAGCCGAGCCCAUUUCUAUUUAGACGAUUCCACUGCAGCCAGUGCUCUGCAUAAAUGCUCCCACAAGAUCACAGACACAAACGGGUAUAAGGUGGAAGUGCAUGUCAAUCCCAGCAACCCACCUAAUUUCCUUCUGUCUGACCUGAAGCCUCAAGAUAUGGAACAUUUGAAGCAAUGUAUGGCCAAACGUUUUGAUGGCUCACAACAAGCUCUGGACUUGAACAACAUCCGCACAGACCCUGACCUGGUGUCCCAAAAUGUUGAUGUCAUCCUCAACAGAAGGACAAAUAUGAAAGCUGUCCUUAAGAUUAUUGAAGAGAACAUUCCAGAGCUGGCCAGCUUGAACCUGAGCAACAACCGCAUCCAUAAACUGGAUGAACUUAGUGAAUUGGUUACCAAAGUGCCCAAUCUGAAGAGCCUCAACCUUUCCCACAAUGAGCUGAAGUCAGACCGGGAGCUGGACAAAGUGAAAAGCCUGAAGCUGGUGGAGCUGUGGCUGAACAGAAACCCCUUGUGCGACCUCUUCAAAGACCAGGCCUCAUACAUCAGCGCUGUGAGAGAGAGGUUUCCCCGGCUGCUUAAACUCGAUGGCAAUGACCUGCCUCCACCCAUUGGAUUUGAUGUGGAAGCCCCCACCACUAUGCCCCCUUGCAAGGGAAGUUAUUUUGGCUCAGAUGAAAUCAAGGGCCUCAUCCUUCGAUUCUUGCAACAGUACUACAGUAUAUAUGACUCUGGGGAUAGACAGCCUCUUCUGGAUGCUUACCAUGAUGAAGCAUCAUUGUCCCUCACGACACCUUUCUCCAGUCAGAACCCCUCCAGGUCCAGUCUGGGAGAGUACCACAAAGACACUCGAAACCUGAAGCGGAUCAAAGACUCUAUGAUCCGCUUCAGGCUACUCAAGCACACACGUUUGAAUGUGGUGGCUUUCCUGAAUGAGCUGCCAAAAACUCAGCAUGACAUCGCUUCUUUCACCAUUGACGUGAACACCUACACAAACACACUACUGUCAUUCACUGUAAGCGGAGUCUUCAAAGAGGUUGCUGUGAAUGGGAAAUCCAGAGACUCCACCAUGGCCUUCUCUCGAGUUUUCAUCACAGUCCCUGCGGGGAAUUCUGGUUUGUGCAUCGUCAACGACCAGCUGUUCAUCAGAGUGGCCACGACAGAAGAGAUCCGCAAAGCCUUUGUGGCGCCCGCUCCGACUCCAUCUUCCAGCCCGGUCCCCACUCUGACUGCACCACAACAGGAGAUGCUCGCCGCCUUCUCGCAGAAGUCGGGCAUGAACCUGGAAUGGUCCCAAAAAUGUCUGCAAGACAACGAGUGGGACUUCAACAAAGCUGCACAGAUCUUCACACAGUUGCAGACGGAAGGGAAGAUCCCCGACGUGGCGUUCAAGUAAAACAUUGCAUCAUACCUCCUGUAAAAAUAAAACUUUAAAUGUUUGGUUUUGUAAUUCUGUGUCCUUUUUAUCUUUUUGCCUCUUGUUGCAUAAGUGGCAGAAAUGUGGAUGAGUAUAAGUUACAUUUGCGUGGUUUUGUUUUAGCAGCCAAAUGUGAGGAACUGUUUGAAAUUCAGACUUGUGUUGUACGGUUGUGUUAUUUUAAAUUCAUUAAUCUGUAUAGAAAUUGUUUUCAUUGCAAUAAAGACAUCUGGCCAGUU
Molecule: messenger RNA, 2434 nt
Organism: Dunckerocampus dactyliophorus (ringed pipefish)
Lineage: Eukaryota; Metazoa; Chordata; Actinopteri; Syngnathiformes; Syngnathidae
Gene: nxf1a
Product: nuclear RNA export factor 1a
Exons: 23
Coding region: 153-2174 (673 amino acids)
Biological process (GO): poly(A)+ mRNA export from nucleus
Cellular component (GO): cytoplasm; nucleus
Molecular function (GO): protein binding; RNA binding
Source: RefSeq, a predicted model, not a curated record